Messenger RNA from Epithele typhae, 792 nucleotides. RefSeq names its product TFIID-31kDa-domain-containing protein. Gene Ontology annotation, molecular function: protein heterodimerization activity; transcription coactivator activity; RNA polymerase II general transcription initiation factor activity. The record is from RefSeq and is a predicted model, not a curated record. NCBI's taxonomy places the organism in Eukaryota, Fungi, Basidiomycota, Agaricomycetes, Polyporales, Epitheliaceae. Gene Ontology annotation, cellular component: SAGA complex; transcription factor TFIID complex. The transcript has 2 exons. Bases 1 to 792 code for a protein of 263 amino acids. Gene Ontology annotation, biological process: RNA polymerase II preinitiation complex assembly; DNA-templated transcription initiation.
AUGUCCCGCGCCUCCGCCGCCGCGGACUCGAUCCCCCCGAGCGCGCGCGCGAUCGCGCUGCUGCUCGCGUCGACGCCGACGGUGCAGGACGCGCAGCCGGGCGUGCUCCACCAGCUCCUCGAGUUCUCGCACCGGUACACGGCGCAGGUGCUCUCCGACGCGCUCGUAUACGCCGAGCACGCGGGCCGCUCCGGGCGCGUCGAGAUGGACGACGCCGUGCUCGCGGUGCAGGCGCGGGUCGGCUGGGAGUUUGGCGGGCGGGUGCCGAAGGAGUACGUCCUCUCGCUCGCGACGCAGACGAACGCAGCCCCGCUCCCCGCCGUGCCCGAGGCGCACGGCGUGCGCCUCCCGCCCGCCGCGGACUGCCUCACCGCGGUCGACUUCGACCUCGCGCCCGCGCGGCCGCCGCCCGGCGCGCCGCUGCUCGUCGAGGAGGUCGAGGAGGUCGAGGAGUCCGAGUCGGACGAGGACGAGGACAUGGAGCCCGCGCCGAUCCGCGCGCCCGCGCCGUUCGGCCGCGCGGACGCGCUCGCGCAGCUCCCCGGGCCCGCGGUGACGCCGUCGGACGUGGACAUGCUCACGCCGGGGGCGGGCGGCGGCGGCGGCGGUGGUGGUGCGGGUGCGGGUGGAGAGGAGGGGAGCGAGGCGGAGGAGGACGACGGGCUGUUUGCGGGAGGCGACGAGGAGGAGGAGGAGAGCGGGGACGAGGCGAUGGAGGACGUGGCGGCUGGGGGCGCGGGGGAGGCGAACGGGAUGAAGCGCAAGCUCGUCGAGGAGGAGGACUACGACUGA